Molecule: messenger RNA, 2665 nt
Organism: Oncorhynchus mykiss (rainbow trout)
Lineage: Eukaryota; Metazoa; Chordata; Actinopteri; Salmoniformes; Salmonidae
Product: MOB kinase activator 3B
Source: RefSeq, a predicted model, not a curated record
AUGUAGGACAUGCGAGGGUUAGGUUAAUAAACAGGCUGGAGCUAGAACCUCGUUGUUGCGCGUCCUUAUUUUACAUCAUACUACAAACCCCAGUUGUAACUAACCUGAUUCAGUUUAUCAACCAGCUAAUUAUUAGAAUCAGGUGUUCUAGAUUAGGGUUGGAGUGAAAACCUACAGGACGGUCGGUAGCUCCCCGGGAACGGUGUUGGAGAGUCCUGGUCUACAGACAUGUCGACAGACCAAUUAUAAUGCUACGUUCAAAAUAACUCGGAACUGGGAAUUCUCAGAACGUUCAAGAAAACUAGGAAAUCGGAAAAUAACGAGCUCCGACAGGGGAAAAAUAACGAGCUCCGACAGGGGAAAAAUAACGAGCUCCGACAGGGGAAAAAUUUGUUUUGAAUGUUCAACUCUAUUUUAUUUCUAGAGCUCUGGCUUUCCGACCUAAAGAUCACUGAACGCAUGAUUCAACCUCGUUUUCCCCCCCCCGAGUUCCCAGUUUUCUUGAAAGCACCAUAAACUGGCCUUUAGAGAGCUCGACUAUGAUUAUGACGUGCGUCCUCUAACGCCCCCGUCUCUCUUUUUCCCAACACAGUUAAGCCAAAACCACUCCACGCUUUGAGCGCUCUAUAAAUCCGGAAGUGAAUAUCAUGUAGCGCGAAAUUUCAGUCACUGAUUAAUAACAGUUGCCCUUGAAAUUUCAAGAUUGAAAAAUAUAAUAACAUAAUAUCGUAGACAGAGCUAGCCAUUACCAUCCCUUUAACGCUCAAAGACAGAUUCAAUGGCUGUAGCAUAGCGUAUAUGACUGAAUGAUUAGCUAAUAAAUAUUUAAGAAAAUCUGAAUAAUAAGCAUAUGCUUUUACCUGAUAAUAUACUACUAAUGAUAAUAUAACAACUUCAAAUACCGAGCUAGUAACGUUAUUAAGUAGCCUAGGUUCACUUAGCUGACCUUUAAUGGAGGGAAUUCAACAGAGUCCUCUGACACAUUUUAACAACAUGAUAAUAAUAGGCCUUCAUUACGUCAGGCAGCUAAUUGUUAAAUUACACUUUCCAUCCUUAUCUUGGAUGGUCACUGUCUCUGCGCUGAUCGCCUGUGAGUGAGACAUCACUGGCUAGCCAAUGGGAGCGUAGUAGAACGCUCCUCUGAAUAUAGGGGCGUGGUUUUGGUUUAACUGCGUUGGCGGAAAGAAACGCCCAGGAAGCUCAGAUUAAAACUCCCAUUAGACAGCUCUGCAAGCGUUACAAUGUCAAAACAAGUUUGUUACUCACAAAAUAUGGAGUUUCGCUGAGCAACUAUCUUCAUUUACUCCCAUUACAGCCGGCAUGUACUUCCAAAAAAUGUCUAAAUAAAAAUGUAGAAGCAACCGGGGGAAAAAAUAGCCUAUUCUGCACCUCCAAUCACUCAUUACUGCUUCGCACAGGUCGGAGGUCGACAACGUUUCAAUGCACUGGAGGUGCCCAAUGUCAAGUAAUCACAGAAUAUAACGCAUGCUGAUAUUGUGCAGGAACCCACCACCUCUUUGUCUACUUCUCAUCUACCUGCUCCUCCAGAAGUGACUAUUGGUACCGUCGAUUCCUCCCAGGGGUCCCUUUCCCCGCAACACGGUCUGCUGACAAACCUCCGCUGUUCCCCUCCUCUCUGCUCCCCCUGUCCCUGUCCCCUCUCCCCUCUCGCCACGGUCCUAGCCCCCAUCCUAGGCAACAUGUCCAUCACCCUGAAGCAGGUCUUCAACAAGGACAAGACCUUCCGCCCCAAGCGUAAGUUUGAGCCGGGGACGCAGCGUUUCGAGCUGCAUAAGAAGGCCCAGGCGUCGCUAAGCUCCGGAGUUGACCUGAGGGCGGCGGUUGCUCUGCCCCACGGGGAGGAUCUCAACGACUGGGUGGCAGUACACGUGGUGGACUUCUUCAACCGAAUCAACCUCAUCUACGGGACGGUGUGUGAGUUCUGCACGGAGAAGAGUUGUCCGGUCAUGUCCGGAGGUCCUAGGUAUGAGUACCGAUGGCAGGACGAUCACAAGUACAAGAAACCAACGGCUCUACCGGCUCCCAAGUACAUGAACCUGCUGAUGGACUGGAUCGAGGUCCAGAUCAACAAUGAGGAUAUCUUCCCCACCAGCAUGGGUAUCCCCUUCCCCAAGAACUUCAUCCAGAUCUGUAAGAAGAUCAUCUGCCGUCUGUUCCGGGUGUUUGUCCACGUCUACAUCCACCAUUUUGACCGUAUGAUCCUGAUGGGAGCUGAGGCCCAUGUUAACACCUGCUAUAAGCACUUCUACUACUUCAGCACAGAGCUCAACCUCAUAGACCGCAAGGAGCUGGAGCCACUGAAAGAGAUGACUUCUGGGAUGUGUCAUUGAGGAGUGGCAGAACCACUGGAGCAGCUGAGGGACUGUCUGGGACGCCCUGCUGGCUCGGGAGGAGGUUACCAUGGAGAUACGGAGGGGUACACAGUUGACUCUGAAGCUUGAUGACAUCAUCAGUGUGAUUCAACUAGCUCGAUGUCAUCACUGUCAUUCUGAUAGCAAGAGAAUAACCUGCUACCUGCAGAUAUACCUGACUGACUGGCUGGCUGACUGACUGGCUGGCUGGCUGGCUGGCUGGAUACAUGGAUGAAUGAAUGGAUGGGUGGAUGGAUGAAUGAAUGAAUGAAUGAAUGAACAAACAAAUGAAU